Messenger RNA from Mesocricetus auratus (golden hamster), 3350 nucleotides. Its product is annotated as cyclin-D-binding Myb-like transcription factor 1. Gene Ontology annotation, biological process: regulation of transcription by RNA polymerase II. Lineage: Eukaryota; Metazoa; Chordata; Mammalia; Rodentia; Cricetidae. The transcript has a single exon. Gene Ontology annotation, molecular function: DNA-binding transcription factor activity, RNA polymerase II-specific; RNA polymerase II cis-regulatory region sequence-specific DNA binding. Gene Ontology annotation, cellular component: nucleus. The record is from RefSeq and is a predicted model, not a curated record. The coding region runs from base 107 to 1543 and encodes 478 amino acids.
UCAAGUGUUGCAGACAGCAUCACUUUUAUGUUACGGAGAUAAAGAAAAAGUGACUUGAGUCUAUGGGAAAUGCUGUAACUGAUUUUUCCUGUGAAUAUAUUUGAAGAUGAGUACAUUUGAAGAGUGUCCUGCGCCAGUUACAGUCGAAAUUGUGAGCUCUGUCUUACUUACUGAGGACACAGAUGGGCAAAUCAUUCUUAGCCUUCAGAAUGAAGCUGGUGAAAUGGAAAACCCUACUGAACCUCCAAAUAAGAAGCCUUGUUUGGCAGAGGGCAAUGAAACAUAUUUCAUUUCAACUGUUACAUUCCCACUACAAGAAAUGGAGCAGAGAUUUGAGUUGGUCACAACCACAGCCACAGAGGGGGUAGAUGCAGAGAUUACUGAAAGAAAUACGAUGCAGUUACAUAUUAUACAGAAUGACAAUUCAGAUAAAGGAUUUCCCUUGGCAAAUAAGGACAGGACAAUCAUUAACAGAGCAUGGUUCACAGGUAAAGAAGUUAAAGAGAAUCUAACCAAACAGGGACAUACAUGGAAGCAGGGGACGUGGUCCAAGGAAGAAACAGCUAUUUUGAUGAACAACAUUGAACGUUACAUGCAGGAACAUGGAGUAGAGAAUGCUGCAGAAAUCAUUUUUAAGAUGUCAAAAGGUAAACGUAAAGAUUUCUACAGAUCUAUAUCAUUGGGUCUGAAUCGGCCUUUGUUUUCAAUUUAUAGAAGAGUAGUCCGAAUGUAUGAUGACAGAAACCAUGUGGGAAAGUACUCCCCUGAAGAAAUUGAGAAGCUCAAGGAGCUCUGGCAGGAGCAUGGCAAUGACUGGAUAAAAAUAGGUGCCGCCAUGGGGAGAAGUCCAUCUUCUGUGAAAGACCGGUGCCGACUGAUGAAACAUCCUUUCAAGGCGGGAAAAUGGACUGAAGAAGAAGAAAAAGUUCUUGUAGAUGCAGUGCAUGAACUAACAUGCACUGAGAUGGGUGAGAAAGUCACACAGGGUGUGUCCUGGGCAGCUGUGGCUCAACGAGUAGGUACUCGCUCAGAAAAGCAAUGUCGUACUAAAUGGCUCAACUACCUGAACUGGAAACAGGCUGGAGGAAUUGAGUGGUCCAGGAAAGAUGAAGUCACUCUCAUCCACAGACUAGCAGAGCUUGAUGUAGCUGAUGAAAAUGAAAUUCCCUGGGAUGAUUUAGCUGAAGGAUGGCAAAGUGUUCGCUCACCACAAUGGCUGCGUAGUAAAUGGUGGACCAUCAAAAGGCAAAUUACAAACCAUAAGGACGUUGCCUUCCCAGUUCUAGUACAAUGUCUUCAACAAGUAUAUGAGAGCCAAAAUGCCAGCCACAUGUUUUGGAAGAAUAAAUCAGAAUCUGAAGUGUCAUAUAGCAACCCUCAUUUCAGUGUUCAACAAAUUCCCUCCAUAGUCAAUACAUCAAUCUAUGCAGUCCCUGUGACAGGAUUGCAAAUUAUACUAGAGCUCAUCCCUGGCUCCUCAACAGAUUACCUUGCAACUACUGUUAACACUGAAACAAUAACCCUGCCCAGUGAACAACAAUAGAUAUUUGAUAUUCUUCCUACUUUAUGUUUCAUCCCCUCACCUUGCAUCUUCUUUCCUCAAACAAGCUCAACUCAAAACCUUUUCAUAACUCUGACCACCAUUCCCACACUAAGCCUGACUCCUCCUGUACCUUCUUGUCCUAUCCCAUCACAUUUCCUCUUUUAUACCCUGAACAUCUAUUGAACACUCUAAUAAAUGACAUAUGGAGUGUUAUAUACCAAGAAUCACUAAAGUAGUUGAGGAAACUAAAAUUUCUUUUUUCACAUUCCAAGAAGAAUUGACAGUCAAUAAUGACAUUUAUAUAUUCAUGGACUUUCAAAUGCAUUCAAGCAGACAAUUUCCCUGACAGAAUUCUUCAACUAACUCUGCAGACAUCAUUUAAUGAUACUCAUGUUUCUUAAUUCAGAUACCCAAACAGUAUAGAACAAAUGAACUAUUCUGUGAUUACAGCAGAAGAAUUCCGUGAGACCAGCUCUAAGAACAAGAAAUUUACUCUAAUUUUUCCAGUGCUCGAGUGACUGAGGAUUGUAGUCACUCACCAUAGCAGACCAAGAGCUUUACACAAGUGAUAACAAGUGUGUCCCUUCACUACCUGGUUUUAUCAAGGCAUGGGGUUUUAUAGGCACUGAACCUGUCUUGCCUUUCACAAAACUAAUAAGCUCCAUAAUCCAGAAACAGCAAAAAUCACAUACCAUUGGAUCCUCUUUGGGCAAUCCUGUUUCUAUAGACUUAAAUGAUAUUGGACAUGCUAAAAUAUUACUACCUUAUUUUUAUAAACAAGCAAAAUGCCAGAGAAGUGUUAUUGUAUCUGAAGAGGAACAUGAGCAAUGUCCAAGAGACUUUACUUUCCAGCUACAUUGGGUUAUCUAUAAACAUAAAGACUAUAUGUUUUACUAUUUUCAAUACAUCUGAGAUCCAUUUUAUGACAUCUUGUAAAUAAUGAAUGAUGAAAAGUUUAAUUGCACAUAUUCCUGUGUUGAAUGUCACCAAGUGGGAAUUUUUUCACCUCAUCUACUGGAAAGUGUUCGAGUCACCAAAAGUUAACUGCAGUAAUAUUCAUGUCUAUACUUCAGCAAUGGUAUUUGAUCAAGUAUCCACGAGGUUUGAUUACUUUUCAAACAAAUUGUAACUGUUCAGUGCUUAUGGGUUAUGAAUAUAGGGAAGAGACUUUGCACUUUACUUUGUGGCAGUGAUUGUGUGGCUCUGCAAGCAGCUAGAGUAGAUUUAGUCAGAAAAAGCUAGAAAGUGAGUAAAGAAAAUUGAUAAUUUUGUUUUUCUUCAAUGGAGAAUGAAUUGGUAACCAAACCCAUUAGUAGGCAAGAUGUUUUCACCUCUCAUCUGAUACGACUUAUUAAUUACGGUUAGCAUACUGUAGUGAAACUAAAUGGGAAAAGACACACAUUGCUUUUAACUGAUGACCUGGACCUUUUAUUACAUGCUGUUCUUUCUAUGCCAAAUACAAAUAGAAGGAAGCUUUUAUCUUGCCUGUGAGAGAGCUUGUACUGUACCCUCAUCAGGCAAUGUGCUUCAUGAAUGGCAAUUUUAAUGACAAAAUUUACAUCUAUAAUAAGAGAAGCAGACCAAUGAUCAUUCCCAAUAGUUAUGCCUAAACAGAUUUAUAGUUUCUCACUGACAAGAUUGCUAUCAAAAUCCACUGAAAAUAUAGUUACGUUAUUUCAUUGUGUUGAUAUAAUUACAAGCAUAAUUAAUUAUUUCACAUUAAAAGAACAAAAGCAUAAGAAAUGUUGGUUUAUUAAGGAACUAUUUAUGAAUGUUCAGGUAAAGAAUAAAACUAUCUGCCCUACAA